ACAAGAGACAAAAUCAGUGAGAAAAAAAGUUGAAAGUGCACGUGUUUUGCUUUGAAAUACGCUGGUUUUCUAAUUAUUUUGAUAACUUUAUUUAGAUAAAUUUUACAAAACUGUAAUUUUAGAAUUAUGUUGUCUUUUAGACGAAUAAUUCGUUCGUAUUGUUUAGUAAACAAAGCAAAUACGAUAGAACGAUGUGUGACAUCGAUUUUCUCCUCCAGCGAAAUCGUGCGACUCAAAUCAACACGCCAAAAAGCUGAGCUGAAACGCCGACUAAAGGCGGAACAAAAGGCCAAGGAGAAGGAAGAGAAAGAUAAACAGGCGGCGGCCACCGGAGAUUCCGGUGCAGUUGCCAAGCCCAAAGCCGAAGCCAAACUGAACGAGGAGGAAAUUUCACCGAACGAGUAUUUCAAGUUGCGGAGUACCGCCGUGGCGGAGUUGAAAAAGUCGGAGCAAACCCAUCCGUACCCGCACAAGUUCCACGUGAGCAGCUCGUUGGAGUCGUUCAUCGAAAAGUACAGCCAGCUAAAGGAUGGCGAUAUGCUGGAGCAGGAGUCGCUUUCGGUGGCCGGAAGAAUUCACGCCAUUCGGGAGUCGGGUGGAAAGUUGAUUUUCUACGAUCUGCGCGGUGAAGGCGUCAAGCUGCAAGUAAUGGCCAACGCUAAGCUGUACGAGAGUGAGGCUGCUUUUGUAGAAGACACAUCUCGUCUUCGACGUGGAGAUAUAGUCGGCGUCCAGGGUUAUCCUGGAAAGACUAAAAAGGGCGAGCUCUCUGUUAUCCCUAAAAAAUUGAAACUGCUGUCACCUUGCUUGCACAUGCUGCCUCACUUGCAUUACGGACUAAAAGAUAAGGAAACGCGCUUCCGCCAGCGAUAUUUGGAUCUCAUUCUGAACAGCAACGUGCGCAAUAUUUUCCAGGUACGCGCCAAAAUCAUCAGCUACGUGCGACAGUUCUUGGAUGGUAUGGGUUUCCUUGAGGUGGAAACGCCCAUGAUGAAUAUGAUUGCCGGAGGGGCGACCGCUAAGCCUUUCGUUACGCACCACAACGAUUUGAACAUGAAUCUGUUCCUAAGAAUUGCCCCGGAGCUUUACUUGAAGAUGUUGACCGUAGGCGGGCUGGAUCGUGUCUAUGAAAUUGGUCGCCAGUUUCGUAACGAGGGCAUCGAUUUGACUCACAACCCGGAAUUCACGACAUGUGAAUUCUAUAUGGCUUAUGCCGACUAUAACGAUGUGAUUGAACUCACUGAAAAGAUGGUCUCUGGCAUGGUCAAGAGCAUCCACGGUUCCUACAAGAUUAAAUACCAUCCGGAAGGACCGGAGGGUAAGGAAUACGAAAUUGAUUUCACCCCUCCUUUUAGGCGUAUUUCUAUGCUCAGUUCGCUCGAGGAUAUUCUCAAGGUCAAAUUCCCCGCCCCGGAAACAUUCAACACCGCGGAGACGAACAAGUUUUUGAGCGAAUUAUGCAUCAAACACGAAGUCGAGUGUCCACCGCCACGGACGACCGCCCGACUGCUGGAUAAACUGGUCGGUGAAUUCUUGGAGGAAAAUUGCAUCAACCCGACGUUCAUCUGUGACCACCCGCAAAUCAUGUCCCCGCUGGCCAAGUACCACCGUAGCGCCGCCGGUUUGACCGAACGUUUCGAGCUGUUCAUCAUGAAGAAGGAAAUUUGCAACGCGUACACCGAGUUGAACGAUCCGGCCGUCCAGAGAGAGCGCUUCGAGCAGCAGGCAGCGGACAAGGCCGCCGGUGACGACGAGGCUCAGCUAGUGGAUGAGAAUUUCUGCACGGCACUCGAGUACGGCCUUCCGCCAACCGGCGGCUGGGGUAUGGGUAUCGAUCGAUUGACCAUGUUUCUCACCGAUAACAACAACAUCAAGGAGGUGUUGCUGUUCCCGGCCAUGAAACCGGACGAUCCAAGCCGAAGUCAGCAGCAAGCGGAUGAGGCAGCAGCAGUUGCAGCCGGAGCAGAGACUACCAAGUAGGUGCCGCAUUUUUCCGUGUUGAGCAUGAAUGGUACUAUAGUUAGGAACAACAGUGCGAAGGAUUGUUGGGUGGUCUCAAAUCAAUGAGGAAAAUGCGGAAUAAAUGGUCGCAUUUCGGAACAAA
This is a messenger RNA of Armigeres subalbatus, 2104 nucleotides long. Its product is annotated as lysine--tRNA ligase-like. Bases 127 to 1980 code for a protein of 617 amino acids. Lineage: Eukaryota; Metazoa; Arthropoda; Insecta; Diptera; Culicidae. Gene Ontology annotation, biological process: lysyl-tRNA aminoacylation. Gene Ontology annotation, molecular function: tRNA binding; lysine-tRNA ligase activity; ATP binding. Gene Ontology annotation, cellular component: cytoplasm; aminoacyl-tRNA synthetase multienzyme complex; cytosol. The transcript has 3 exons. The record is from RefSeq and is a predicted model, not a curated record.